UUUUUUGACAGUACAUGUUCCUAAUCUUUUUUCUUUUUUUUAUUCUGUGUAUUUAGACAUGCUUACAAUAUGGUUCUUCAAAAUUUUGGAGAAAAGCUAUACUCUGGGUUGGUUGCCACCAUGACUUCUCAUCUCAAAGAGAUGGCUACAUCUAUUGAAUGCACUCAAGGAGAUUCCUUUCUGGAAGAAUUAAACAAAAAAUGGAAUCAUCAUCAUAAGUCAUUACAAAUGAUUAGAGACAUUCUGAUGUACAUGGACAAGAAAUAUGUCCCAAAUGCCCAAAAGACACCGGUUUAUGAACUUGGUCUUAACCUGUGGACAGAACAUGUUAUUUAUUCAGAACAGAUAAAGACUCGACUGUCGAAUACACUUUUGGAUUUAAUAUGCAGGGAGCGUGUUGGGGAAGAUGUUAAUGGAGAAUUGAUUAGAAACAUAACAAAGAUGCUAAUGGAUUUGGGUUCUUCUGUUUAUGAACAAGAAUUCGAGACUCCGUUUCUGCAAGUUUCAGCCGAGUUCUACAGGGCUGAAUCGCAGAAGUUGCUUGAGAGUUGUGAUUGCGGCGAUUAUCUCAAGACAGUUGAGAGGUGUCUGGAUGAGGAAAUGGAUAGAGUGUGUGAAUACUUGGACCCUAGCACUGAAAAGAAGAUUACUGAUGUUGUCGAGAAGGAGAUGAUUGCAAAUUACACGCUUAGAUUAAUCCAUAUGGAGAAUUCUGGGUUACUAAACAUGCUUCGCGAUGAUAAAUAUGAAGAUUUGUGUAGAAUGUAUAACUUGUUUUGUCGUGUUAGUGAUGGUUUCUACAAAAUAUUUGAGGUGAUGAUUUUACACGUUAGAAAGUCCUUUAAAGAGCUUAUUACUCAACUAGAAAGGUCGGACGAUCCUUCUGAAUUUGUGCAGAGGCUCUUAGAUGAGCAAGAUAAAUACGAGAAGAUUAUAAACUUAGCAUUUAAUAAUGACAAGUUGUUCCAAUAUGCUUUGUAUUGUUCAUUUGAAGUUUUCACUGACUUUUGA
Molecule: messenger RNA, 1011 nt
Organism: Trifolium pratense (red clover)
Lineage: Eukaryota; Viridiplantae; Streptophyta; Magnoliopsida; Fabales; Fabaceae
Product: cullin-3A-like
Exons: 1
Coding region: 70-1011 (313 amino acids)
Biological process (GO): protein ubiquitination; ubiquitin-dependent protein catabolic process
Cellular component (GO): cullin-RING ubiquitin ligase complex
Molecular function (GO): ubiquitin protein ligase binding
Source: RefSeq, a predicted model, not a curated record